Messenger RNA from Scheffersomyces amazonensis, 2128 nucleotides. It is a transcript of the gene POB3, whose product is annotated as FACT complex subunit. The record is from RefSeq and is a predicted model, not a curated record. Lineage: Eukaryota; Fungi; Ascomycota; Pichiomycetes; Serinales; Debaryomycetaceae. Bases 86 to 1762 code for a protein of 558 amino acids. The transcript has a single exon. Gene Ontology annotation, molecular function: nucleosome binding; histone binding; DNA binding. Gene Ontology annotation, cellular component: FACT complex; nucleus.
UGUCAAUGCCCAUUAGCGCAGAAUCAUAGUGAAGAAUUGAAGACAUUUAUAAUCUGAAAUCAUUCUAUAUAUAUAUACAUUCAACAUGGUUAAUACUGAUUUUGAGAAGAUAUUUCUUAAUCAAUCUAAAGGUAGUGGGCGUAUGCGUAUAGCUGACUCUGGUUUAGGAUGGAAAUCUAACGCACCAUCGGCCACUAAUAAUGAACCAUUUUUAUUACCAAGUGAAGAAAUAGUAGCAACUCAAUGGUCCAGAGGUUCAAGAGGGUAUGAAUUACGUGUACAAACAAAAAAUAAGGGUGUAGUAAUGUUGGAUGGUUUUGAUGUUGAAGAUUUUAAUCAAUUAAAGCAAGAAUUACAAAGAAAUUUCCAUUUAUCAUUAGAUCAUCGAGAACAUUCUUUAAGAGGUUGGAAUUGGGGUAAAAAUGAUUUAGCUAGAAAUGAGUAUAUUUUCAAUGUUAAUAAUAAACCAGCUUUUGAAAUUCCUUAUAGUUCUAUUAGUAAUUCUAAUUUAACUGGUAAAAAUGAAGUAGCAAUUGAAUUUGAUUUAGAUAAUUCUGGUCCAGGAGAUGAAUUAGUAGAAAUGAGAUUUUAUGUUCCAGGUACAAUUGAAAAUGAAGAAAAGAAAGAAAAGAAUGGUGUAAAAGUGAAAGAAGCUAAUGGUGAAGAAGGUGUUAAAAAGGAAGAGAAUGGUGAAGGAGUUGAAGAUAAUGAAGAAGAAGAAGAAGAAGAUAAUGGUGAAGAAGAAAAGAGUGCUGCUUCAGUAUUUUAUGAACAAUUAAGAGAUAAAGCUGAUAUUGGACAAGUUGCUGGUGAAGCUAUUGUUUCAUUCAGUGAAGUCUUAUUCUUAACUCCAAGAGGUCGUUAUGAUAUUGAUAUGUAUCCAUCAUCAUUAAGAUUACGUGGUAAAACUUAUGAUUAUAAGAUUCAAUAUAAACAAAUAGAAAGAAUUUUUUCAUUACCAAAACCAGAUGAAUCACAUCAUUUAGUUAUAUUACAAAUAGAUCCACCUUUAAGACAAGGUCAAACGAGAUAUCCAUUUUUAGUAUUACAAUUCUUAAAGGAAGAAGAAACAGAAGUUGAAUUAAAUAUUAGUGAACAAGAUUAUAAUGACAAAUAUAAAGAUAGAUUACAUAAGACAUAUGAUUCAUUAACUCAUUCAGUUAUGUCCCAUUGUUUACGAGGAUUAACUGAAAGAAGAUUAAUAAUGCCAGGAUCUUUUAAGAGUAGUAUUGGUCAACCAGGUAUAACAUGUUCUUUAAAGGCAUCUGAAGGUUAUUUAUAUCCAUUAGACAGAUGUUUUGUAUUUGUUACUAAACCAACUAUUUAUAUUCCAUUUUCAGAAAUUAGUAAUAUCACCAUGUCAAGAACAGGUGGUGGUGUAACUGCAUCAAAAACAUUUGAUUUGGAAAUUCAUGUUAGAGGAUCAGGUCAACCACAUAUUUUUGGUAGUAUUGAUCGUGCUGAACAAGAAACAAUUGAAAGAUUUUCUGCUGAAAAGGGUAUCCGAAUUAAAAAUGAAGAAAAAAUCGCUAAAGCUAGAUUGGCUAAAGCCAUUAAUGAGGCUGCCAAUGAUGAUGAUGACGAUGAUGAUGUAGAUAUGGGAAGUGCUGGAGAAGAAGAAAGUGCAGAUGAUGAUUUCCAUUCUGGUUCCGAUUCCGAUGUAGCCGAAGAAUUUGAUUCUGAUGCUUCUGCUAGUGAUUCUGAAGAGGAUGAAGAAGCUAAUGGAGAUGAUAGACCACCAAAGAAGAAAUCUAAGAAUUAAGAGUUUUAAAAAUUAGCUUACUAUUUCAAUAAUAGUGAAACUAGGUUAAUGUAGUAGUAUUAGUAGUAUUAGUAAUAAAGAUUUUACAUAAACAAGUUGUGAAACUUGUAGCUAUCAACUGCUCGGCAAGUUCUACUUGAUUAUACAUCACAUCCGUGCGGUGACGAGCAGCAUUAGACAUAUUUUUCUGAUUUAUAGCUUGAAGGUAAAUCUCCCUAAAGUAUAGGCGCUAAUUAUUACAUUACCGGAUUGGGACAAUCCAGCCUCUUUUGGGAACGCACCUCCCUAAAAAAUAAAAUUAAAACCGUAAUUAAUGUCACAAGUUGCAGCAAACUGCGGGCAAAAAAAGGCUAUAAAUGGCUAGAU